Molecule: messenger RNA, 1239 nt
Organism: Eutrema salsugineum
Lineage: Eukaryota; Viridiplantae; Streptophyta; Magnoliopsida; Brassicales; Brassicaceae
Product: transcription factor MYB78
Exons: 3
Coding region: 178-996 (272 amino acids)
Biological process (GO): regulation of DNA-templated transcription
Cellular component (GO): nucleus
Molecular function (GO): sequence-specific DNA binding; DNA-binding transcription factor activity
Source: RefSeq, a predicted model, not a curated record
UCUUCUACUUAUUUCAAAAUAUCGUUGAUAAAUUACUACUUUUAAAUUCUUUAUUCUCGUGUUCCUUCACUUAUAUAUAAGAAUCACACAUUGCUUAUCACUUCAAAUCUAAUCCACAAAACCUUUCAAACCAUCUCAUAUUUCCUUUUCCUUUUUUUCUCAUUAGAAUAAAGAAAAAUGGAAGAUUACGAGCGAAACUCAAACACUCCAGCUCAUGAAGAAGAUUCUGAUGUACGGAAAGGUCCAUGGACUGAGGAAGAAGAUGCUAUUCUCGUAAACUUCGUCUCCAUCCACGGUGAUGCUCGUUGGAACCACAUCGCUCGUUCUUCUGGGCUUAAGAGAACUGGUAAGAGUUGCAGAUUAAGAUGGCUUAAUUACUUACGACCAGAUGUUAGACGAGGCAACAUCACCCUCGAAGAACAAUUUAUGAUCCUUAAACUCCAUUCUCUCUGGGGCAAUAGGUGGUCGAAGAUUGCUCAAUAUCUACCGGGAAGAACAGAUAAUGAAAUAAAGAACUAUUGGAGAACUCGGGUGCAAAAGCAAGCUAAACACCUUAGGUGCGAUGUUAAUAGCAAUCUUUUCAAGGAGACAAUGAGAAAUGUUUGGAUGCCAAGAUUAGUGGAAAGAAUCAACGCCCAAUCAUCAUCCGCCACGUGUGAGCCAGUGGAUUCAAUGAUCACCGACCCAGGUCAACCUAUUGACGAACCGGGUUUCGUUCAGUUUGAACCGGAUCAUCAUCACCAGCAUCAGCAUCAGCCGUUAUCACGGGCAUCGGAACUGUCCGCAACGUCUUCGAAUUCGCCGGCUGAGACGUUAUCGGACGUUCAAGGUGGGGUGGUGAACGGGUCGGCUUAUGACCCGGUGGGUCAAACGGGUUUCGGGGAGUUCAACGAUUGGGGCUGUGUUGGUGGGGACAACAUGUGGACCGAUGACCAGAGUUUUUGGUUCUUGCAGGACCAGUUUUGCCACGAAAUGACAUCGUAUUCGUAUAAUUAAGCAAAAAUACGAUUACGAUACGUAACGAGGAAUUCAAUUGCGUCACGUUUGGUGUAUAAUAUUCAUUCGUGCGUGAUGCCAUUUUAGAUACGGCCUUGGUAUACGAAUCUUGACUUAAUUAAUAUGUUUUUCUUUUCCAUUUUUUUUUUCUUUCUUGAUCCUGUUAAGUGUUAAUCACGCCAGGAUAUUUGUGAUAUAUAUGUGAACUAUUCAAUAUAACGUUAUUUUUUUUUUUGAAUCUAA